AUGUAUCGAUACUACUUAGCAUCAGAUUCUCUGGGUUGUAUACAUUACAUAGACUACGGGAAAAUUAGUAAUCACACCAUCCAUAACCCAGGAAAUGGUGGAAAAGACAAGUUAAUAUGGAAAUAUACUACGUCAUGGGUGUUUAGCGCAAAGUCGUUUGAGAAGUUAUUAGAAAAUGAUAAUGGCCAAACUUCAGCUAGUAUGGACCCGGUGUUUCUUUGGAAGAAGUUGUGGACUGUGAAAGAUAUUGCCCCUAAGGUCCUUGUUUUCAUAUGGAGAUUGGUUUAUAAUGGCUUGGGUUGUCGUGCUGCUAUUGGACGUUUUGCUAGGCACGUUGAUGUAAACUGCUGCUACUGCAUUGAUGAAGAGGAAAGUAUCAACCAUUUAUUUGCUCUAUGUCCUAGAACUAGAGCUAUCUUGUUUGCUUCUGAUCUUAAUUUUAGGUUUGAUUCAAACUCUGCACCUUCAAUUCAGAACUUAAUUGCAGGUUGGCUCAUGGCUAAAGACAACUAUGCGUCCUUUUGCUACGGGGAUAAUGUGUUACGGAGUAUUUGGAAAGCCAGGAACAAGUUGAUUUUUGACAAUAAACCUUCUAGUAUUCAUAAGAUUCUUCAUGAUGCUUGGUUGCUAUUUACUGACUACCACAAGCCCGAUGAUGGGAGGAAUUACAAUAUGCGAGCAAUUAAGUCACUCGUCCACAAUGGAUACCUCCAGAUCCAGGAGUAG
Papaver somniferum (opium poppy) is the source of this 726-nucleotide messenger RNA. RefSeq lists its product as uncharacterized. The record is from RefSeq and is a predicted model, not a curated record. NCBI's taxonomy places the organism in Eukaryota, Viridiplantae, Streptophyta, Magnoliopsida, Ranunculales, Papaveraceae. The transcript has a single exon. Bases 1 to 726 code for a protein of 241 amino acids.